ACUGAGUUAAAACCGUUUAAAGAUAUCUCAAGUGAUUUGGAUUUUACUCGUAAAGCAGGAUAUAUUCGUACAGAUUUUACAAUGGCAAUAGCGGAAUAUGCUAUCUUACUUCUCAGAUCUGGGAUUUCCUAA
Messenger RNA from Cetraspora pellucida, 132 nucleotides. The record is from the annotation of a GenBank genome assembly. Lineage: Eukaryota; Fungi; Glomeromycota; Glomeromycetes; Diversisporales; Gigasporaceae.